AUGUUGAAGCUUUCGUGUAAUGUGACUGAGAAGUUAUCACAGAGCUGCUUCUUCUCCUUCUCGUCGCAUUCGGAUCCGGUACAUCGGAGAAACGUCUCCUCUGUCUCUUGCUCUCACCUGAGAAAAACCGGUUUGGAUCCUCUGAGAGCGAUUGCAUCUACCGAUCAAGGAAGCGUGGUUCAAGCAGAGCAAGGUUCGGGUACUCUCGCGGAUCGGCUCCGAUUGGGUAGCUUGACGGAAGAUGGUUUAUCGUACAAGGAGAAGUUCAUCGUCAGAUCCUAUGAAGUUGGAAGUAACAAAACCGCCACCGUCGAAACCGUUGCUAAUCUUUUGCAGGAGGUGGGAUGUAAUCAUGCACAAAGCGUUGGAUUUUCGACUGAUGGGUUUGCAACAACACCAACAAUGAGGAAAUUGCAUCUCAUUUGGGUCACUGCAAGAAUGCACAUUGAGAUCUACAAAUAUCCAGCUUGGGGUGAUGUGGUUGAGAUAGAGACAUGGUGUCAGAGUGAAGGAAGGAUUGGAACAAGGCGUGAUUGGAUUCUUAAGGACAUUGCUACCGGUGAAGUCACUGGCCGUGCUACAAGCAAGUGGGUGAUGAUGAACCAAGACACAAGACGGCUUCAGAAAGUUUCCGAUGAUGUUCGGGACGAGUACUUGGUGUUCUGUCCUCAAGAACCGCGAUUAGCAUUUCCAGAGGAGAAUAACAGAAGCUUGAAGAAGAUUCCUAAACUCGAAGAUCCAUCUCAGUAUUCAAUGAUUGGGCUUAAGCCUAGACGAGCUGAUCUUGACAUGAACCAGCAUGUCAAUAAUGUCACCUAUAUUGGAUGGGUUCUUGAGAGCAUACCUCAAGAAAUUGUAGACACGCAUGAGCUUCAGGUCAUAACUCUGGAUUACAGAAGAGAAUGUCAACAAGACGACGUGGUGGAUUCACUCACCACCACCACCACCUCAGAGAUUGGUGGGACAAAUGGCUCUGCAACAUCAGGUCACAACGAGAGCCAGUUCUUGCAUCUCCUGAGGUUGUCUGGAGAAGGUCAGGAGAUCAACCGUGGAACAACCCUGUGGAGAAAGAGAGCCUCCAGAUAA
Molecule: messenger RNA, 1086 nt
Organism: Microthlaspi erraticum
Lineage: Eukaryota; Viridiplantae; Streptophyta; Magnoliopsida; Brassicales; Brassicaceae
Source: the annotation of a GenBank genome assembly